This is a messenger RNA of Salvelinus sp. IW2-2015, 1496 nucleotides long. Its product is annotated as lysosomal membrane ascorbate-dependent ferrireductase CYB561A3. The record is from RefSeq and is a predicted model, not a curated record. Gene Ontology annotation, molecular function: oxidoreductase activity. Lineage: Eukaryota; Metazoa; Chordata; Actinopteri; Salmoniformes; Salmonidae.
GUUAAAGUGUGUCCUGUUACCCCUGUGUGAUAGGCCUUAUGUUCCUUCUAUGGUCAUCUGUUCCAGCUCAAAUCAGAGAGUUACGUGCUCCUCUGUCUAACCUUCUCCAUGGUCCAGCUCUGUGGCAAUUCAGAUUACAUGGUUUAACUCAUUCACACAGACGCCUUUGUGAUGCUGCGCCUUUGAUCCACAAUGACUUGACAGAAAACAUAUUAUGAAAAAUGUUUUUCAAUGACAUCCAACAUUUGUUUUCCUUGACUUACAAAUAGCUUGUUUAGGAAAGAGGAAGCACUUACCUAGUGGUGAUCUCCAGGAGUUAGGGGAGGGAAAAGACAGUCUAACUCAAUCUUAAUUAGUAAGGAUCUCAGACACAGAUUUAAGGGGAAUGUUCCUGCACUGGAUGACAAACGAGCAGGGAGCUUUAAUUUGUGUUUCUCUGUAACACUGGGGACUGGCUGAUAAAACAUUUGUGAGAACAGAGAAGGAAGGAAAAAACUAAAACAAGGGCAAAAAACGAUUUCAUCAUAGACAGACAUGAUCUCCUCCACAGUGUUGUUCUAUGGGAACUACGUGCUGUGCCUGUGUCUGGGACUGCUGUGUGUGGUGUUUGUCAGUUACUGGAACAUCGAGUGGCGUGGUGGCUUUGCCUGGGAUGCGUCCUUUCUGCAGUUCAACUGGCAUCCCGUGCUCAUGGUGACUGGCCUGGUAGUCCUGUAUGGGAACGCGGCUAUCCUAUACCGCAUCCCCUUUACCUGGAGUCAGAGGAAGCAGCGCUGGAAGCUGGUGCACGCUGCUCUGCUGCUGUCCUCCCUGCUCCUGUCCAUCCUUGGGCUGUGUGCUGUGUUUGACUUCCACACAGGCUACCACAUCCCCAACCUGUAUUCCCUCCACAGCUGGGUGGGCAUCUGCACUGUAGUCCUGUUCACUGCCCAGUGGGUCCUUGGCCUGGUUGGUUUCCUGUCUCCCUGCUCUCCCCUCGGGUUCCGUAAGCUCCUGAAACCAGUUCACGCCUGGAUGGGCAUGGCCAUCUUUAUCCUCAGCCUGGCCUCCUGUCUCUCUGGCAUCAACGAAAAACUGCUCCUUGCUCUCAACGGCAACAGCAACAGCACCGCAGCCUAUUCCUCACAUCCUGCAGAGGCCUUGUUUGCUAACUUCCUGGGUGUCCUGAUCGUGGCCUUUGGAUUGGUGGUCCUUGGAAUCCUGUCCAACCAGAGGUGGAAUAGGCUGGAGCCAGGGCAGGAGAGCUCUAGAUCAUUGCUUCCGGAGGACAACUGAAGAAGUAGAAGACCUUGGUGUCCUCUUCUUCUCCCUGCCCUUUUCUAUUUUUGGAUAAUGGAUCAAUUGGAGACAAAGAACACUGAUGUUCCCUCCUGUGUCUCAGAAUACCAGCUGUGGUAGUAGUUACACGUGACAUGAUGACAUGAUGACUGACAUGCAAUGUUUUUACUCUAUACUGUCUAUAGUAUAUGGGAGACUAUGUGCAUUAAAGCAUUAUU